ACUUUACAUUUGAAAUCAUUGCCUUUUCUCUGUUAUUGAGCGCCGAUUACACGUUUUGAUAUUUCUUCCCAAAAUUCAUUCGAUAUUUAAUAUCAUAUUUAUAAAAGAAUAAGAUAAAUAUAAAUAAAACACAAUGUCCGGAAAAGGCAAUAAAGCAUUUACUAAAGAAGAAGAACUGCUGCUACAGGACUUCAGUAGAAACGUAUCUACAAAAUCAUCAGCCUUAUUUUAUGGAAACGCUUUCAUCGUUUCCGCGAUUCCUAUUUGGCUUUUCUGGAGAGUACAUGCCUUGGAAGUGAACACAUCAUUAGCAUGGUUUGUGUUUGUGACUGCCAUAAGUACAUGGCUCCUAGCCCUCGCUUACCGCAACACCAAGUUCCAACUCAAACACCGCGUAGCUGUCCGCAGAGAGGAUGCUGUUGCUCGUGAAAUGUCAAGGAAACUGGCUGAUGACAAAAAAAUGAGCAGAAAAGAGAAAGAUGAAAGGUAACCAAGUUGGUCCCAU
Messenger RNA from Zerene cesonia (dogface butterfly), 505 nucleotides. Its product is annotated as translocon-associated protein subunit gamma-like. Bases 134 to 490 code for a protein of 118 amino acids. Gene Ontology annotation, biological process: SRP-dependent cotranslational protein targeting to membrane. Gene Ontology annotation, cellular component: endoplasmic reticulum; membrane. The transcript is spliced from 2 exons. NCBI's taxonomy places the organism in Eukaryota, Metazoa, Arthropoda, Insecta, Lepidoptera, Pieridae. The record is from RefSeq and is a predicted model, not a curated record.